Lates calcarifer (barramundi perch) is the source of this 4357-nucleotide messenger RNA. RefSeq names its product SPRY domain-containing SOCS box protein 4. The transcript has 3 exons. The record is from RefSeq and is a predicted model, not a curated record. Gene Ontology annotation, molecular function: protein binding. Lineage: Eukaryota; Metazoa; Chordata; Actinopteri; Centropomidae. Gene Ontology annotation, cellular component: SCF ubiquitin ligase complex. Gene Ontology annotation, biological process: proteasome-mediated ubiquitin-dependent protein catabolic process. The coding region runs from base 865 to 1725 and encodes 286 amino acids.
AAUCAGGGAGGGGAGGGAGGGGAGGAGGUGAACCGGGUGUUUCUCUCAGCUGCCUGCCGGUCUGGUUGCUGUUGGUAACUUUGCUUGAUGAGAUCAGAGGGGAUCGGCUUUCAGCCCUUCAUGUCUCUCCCUCUCUCUCUCUCCCCCUCUCUCUCCCCUCUCCGCUCACCCUCGCUCUCUUGGAAAGACUGAAGGGGAACUGAAACGGGAGCGGGGCUGAAAGUCUGUUAGGAGCUGUAGUUGUCAGUGGCCGUGACGACGCUGCCUUGGAAACACACGUUAGAGUUGGAGUGUUGUCGGGGGAAGGUGGGGGGGGUGAGGAAGAAGUGAUAGCCUCAGGACAGAUAAGCUCCAGGGAGGGAAAAGAGGGAGGGAACAAGGGAGGAGGAGGGAGAGGAAGAGGUGGGCAGCCCUCUGAGGAAAGAGGGAGUCUCUCUCUUUCGGUCUCAGACAGACUUGCUGGCUGCUGGUCUUCUCUUCCUCCCGUCUGCUCGGGCUCUUUCGCUGCCGGCAGCUGGCUGGAGGAGUUUAACUGUGUUGUGGCUGCUGUCUGGAUUUGAACAUGGACUCAGGCUGAACAGCUUCAUACAGCGAGGCAUGAGACGAGCCACUGGAGAUUCACUGAGCGGCACCCACUCUGUCUUUCUGAAGACAUUUGUGGUAUGAAACCAGAUCACACACGUCUUUCAUUCAUCACCUUCAUCUCCCUCCACCACUCUCCAGUUAAUAACUCUCUCUCAGCUCCACCGCAUUGAUGAGGUAACGUUGAGUUCCACGCAGCGCAGCACCCACCUGCACAAACACCACCCUCUCCCCCUUCACCCUCCCUUCCCCUUCCUUUCUGUCAACCCUUCCAUCGCAACCAUGGGUCAGAAGAUUUCUGGUGGCAUUAAAUCGGUAGAUGGUCGUGGGGAAAGCGGUGGCUCCCCAUCAUACCGGCCCUCAGCUCAUCGCCGGCAGCACCCGGAGCUGAGGGGCCCAGAUUUCUCCAAACCUCCUCGGCUGGAUCUCCUGCUGGACAUGCCAUGCUCUGGACUAGAGACCCAGCUACGUCACGCAUGGAAUCCAGAUGACCGCUCGCUCAACAUCUUCAUCAAAGAGGACGAUAAGUUGACAUUUCACCGCCACCCAGUUGCUCAGAGCACGGACUGCAUCCGGGGGCGGGUUGGAUACACCAGGGGUCUCCAUGUGUGGAGGAUCCACUGGCCCUCCCGGCAACGAGGCACCCAUGCUGUGGUCGGGGUGGCGACCUCAGAAGCUCCUUUGCAUUCUGUUGGGUACACGGCAUUGGUGGGGUCGGACAGUGAGUCCUGGGGCUGGGAUCUGGGACGUAACCGGCUCUACCACGACAGUAAGAACCGGGCCCACAGCUCGCUGCCGUCUUACCCUUGUUUCCUGGAGCCGGACGAGUCAUUCACCCUGCCGGACUCUCUGCUAGUGAUUCUGGACAUGGAUGAAGGGACCCUGAGCUUCAUGGUGGACGGACAGUAUCUAGGAGUGGCGUUUAGAGGGCUGAAAGGCAAGAAGUUGUAUCCCAUCGUCAGUGCUGUGUGGGGACAUUGUGAGAUAUCCAUGAAGUACAUCAACGGCUUGGAUCCUGAGCCUCUUCCUCUAAUGGACCUGUGUCGGCGUGCAGCCCGCCUGGCCUUGGGUCGGGAGCGGCUUCAGGAGAUCGAGAGCCUCCCUCUGCCCCAGUCCCUCAAGAAUUACCUCCAAUACCAGUGACUGACACCAGCAGAGCCAACUGGGAAUACAUGGACACAAAACCAGACCACCGGAGAGUCUAAAGAUGGAUGGAUGAGAGAAAUUAAUUAAAAAGAUGCAAAAAGGGGGAUGAUGGAUGGGAGAAUGUCCACAGCUCAGCAAAAGAUGGAUUUAUACAAGAGUGGUGGAUGAACUGACAGUGGAGGUCCAGGCUUUCACACAGAGGAUAGGACAGCACCAGCUUCUCUUGGAUUCUGAGCUGCUCUUUCAUUUGUUUUGGACUUGAAAUAAAUUAUUGAUGAUGGUAUCCCAACAGCAUCUCACUCAUCCAGAAAGAAAGCCCAUCCCCUGAUGGCACGGUGUGGUUAAGUGGUGAAAGAGAUGGUAAGAUGACCGCCGCCACCUAGUGAUGAGAACGAAAACUGCGCACAGAAAGCACACUAAUCCUAUCCCUGGAGGCCUUUCUGACGUACAGUCAGUGACCAUAUCAUUGCUGUUGGAUACCAUAGUGUGUAUUCAUGGUCUCCACUGGCACAGGUGACAGGCUGCAGAGUCUAGACGUCCAAGAGGAUUUUAGCACUAAUGUUUUUAUGUGAUGACUCGGGGCCUGACCAGAAGCUCACACUGCAUACACAGUAGAAUGGAAACAUGGCUGCAGGGUGUAAGCAAAGUUUAGCACAAGAGACUUAUCUCCUGGCUUUAUGCAGGCAUUUGGUGAUUGUUAAGCCCUUUCCAGACAUGGAAUAAGUGACACCUGUCAGUUCAAGUACAGAGUUGAAAAGUAAGGAAGGAAGAAAAGUGCAUCUGUGAUAGAUUUUAAAAUUAAUUUAGCCACAAGUCUUAAUGAUUGUCAGAUUUCAUCAUUUAUUAGUAUUUUUUUUAAUUCUGUGGCCUGUUUCAUACUGUAAUGUCAAACAGUGCACACGCACAUGACAAGACGUCAUAUUUGGAUGCUUGUUUGCUUAUAUAAAGCAUUUCUCUAUGUCAUUUCAUCCAUGCAGUUAGUUUGAAUAAAACCUGAAACUGAGGGUUUAACUAUGACGGUUCAAGGUUUUUCUAACCUCUUUUGCCCCCUGCUGCAAAGGGAAAUAAAUUUUUUUUUUGGCCUGACAUUAGAAUAAUCUCAAUAAAAUCUUAAAAAUGUUAAAUGUUAAUCUUAAAAUAUUUCUCUAAAGCUUUUAUAAUUUAAUAAGUAUUCAUCAGAGUUGAAAAGAAUGUGUUUAGGUGUUAAUUAUUAAGAAUUAAACUUGUAGAUUAGGUGACGUUUGAUCGCCAAUAACAAAACAAUCCACCAAUUGUUGUCAGAUUUUAACACAAAUGUUGCUUAAUUAUGAUUGGUGGAUGGUAUGUGACAUCACAUUUUCCUCAACAAGCCCUGCCCACUUCAAACCACGACAGAAAAUCACACCGAAGAUGAAAAACACAAAUCUCUAAAUGUGAAAUAACCAAAACUGCCAUCUCUCAAAGUAAGAAGCUUAAUGAGAAAAUACUUGUAAUCUCUUUAUGUGCACACUUUGUGCUGCUGCAGCCUUUACAUUAAUGUGAUUCAAUUAAGACCUGCAGUGUGUGGGAAGUGUUGGAGUAGUGGUACCAGGUCCAGCUUAUUAAGACUGUCGUCAUGGCUUUUACACAAGGAGCUGCAUGUCUGAAAGGGGCUUCAUCACAGAAACAAAUGGGACAAAACUGCCUGCUGUUAAAAGAAGUGUUAAGUUGCACUGAGAAACAUUCCUCACAGGACACUAAGUCACGUAUUAUGAUGUCAGUCAUGACCAAAGUAUUUCAUACUAAGCCAUGGAGUGUACGAGUGUGUCUGUAGGAGCUGUAGGUCGUGGCCCGCCGCAGUUUAACUAGUGCUAACAUGCUGUUGGCAGGAAGAGGAGCCUCACCUGUUGUUUGUAGCACCCUGCUGUAGCUCACUGGUACCAGACAGUAUCUGUCUGCUGUCCGCACAACUGUCUUAAUGACCACAAACAAACAAACAAAAAAAAAACAGGACCAGAUCUAGACUCACUGGAUCCACAAUAGAAGCCUGAGCAGAACAUAGGAACAUUACUGCUAGUGCUGUGGCAUGGCAGAUAUGUUUUUGGCUCAGAGUAGGAUGCAGAUGACCAAUGCACAACCACACGCACGCGUGCACACACAUAUACACACACAUCAUGUUUUCUUUCCUAAAAAAGGCUUGAGUCACUUUUUUUUAACUUCUGAGUUUGUAUCCUGCAUUAUUAUUAUUAUUAUUAUUGUAUUAUUAUUAUUAAUAUUAUUGUGAGUGUGGAAUCUGAUUCUGAUGAUGAUAGGAUGAUGAUAAUGAUGAGGAUGAGGAUGAUGUUGAUGAUAUUUACUUAUCACAAGCUAGCUCUAUGUUUUUUAACUGAUCAGUGAUGGUUACAUUCAGGUAAAUGUAAUGCAAAAAUGCUGGUGAUGAAGGGAGAGAGAAAUCAAAACUAGUUUCUUCAAUGCUGCUUUUAUUAUUAUUAUUAUCAUUAUUUCUAUUAUUAUUAUUACUAUUGUUUUUAUUUGUGAUGGUGGUGGUCUUACCUCUGUUUCCAUCAGUUAACAUGGGGCGAAAAAGGACCAUUUCUGAAAAGUAGUAGAAUGUAUGGACACGCAGUUGAGAUGUCAACAAUGUGAAUAAAAGCCAAGUGAAUUUGAUAAA